AUGUCAGUAUGUGUGAACUACCAAACAUGCCUGGGUGUCAGUCUGAAUAACAUCCCGUCAGAUGGUAAACGGUCUACUGUUAGAAGCACUGGUUCGGAGGGCGGCACUUCCCUGAACUGCUCCGUAAACGCUGUCGAUUUUAAGACCUUCAAAAGCACCUGGAAUGAGGAAGUGCAUAUAAACAGAGAAAAAUGGAAAGCACAAGCCGCAAAAGAUCUGGAAGAGAAUGCCAAACAAGAAGAGAACGAGGAGAAAGAUAAUAAAACCGAUACAGACACACAAAGCGGUGACAGCAAAGGCGAUAAUUCUAAAAAAGAAGACAAAAUCAACACGGAAGACACAAGACAAGAGAAGGAUUCAAAGACAGAUCGAGAAGCUGCUGUCGAUAACAAGGAGCCAACAGAGCAACAGCCCAGAGAGGAAGAGGGCAAUAAAGACCCAGGGGGGGUAAAUGGGGCUCAAACACCAGCGUCUGACGCCAAAGACCCCGAGACCAGCAGUGACACGGACAACAGUAAGCGAGCACACACCGCCUCGACUCGCCGCAAAUACCACCUGGUCAGAUACAGUAAGAAACCCAGUUACUGUGCCAACUCCUACUUGCCCUCCCGCCCGCAGAAAGAGGACAGCAAACCCACAGACCCCCGUAGCAGGGCCAGACACCUACAGAGCAUCUCUCUGAGACGGGGGAGGUGACCCUACCUGUAGCACACACACUUCUGUCUGUUCUGCACUGAUGAUGGAGUUGAGUGAUGCUAUUUCAACCC
Molecule: messenger RNA, 767 nt
Organism: Sinocyclocheilus grahami
Lineage: Eukaryota; Metazoa; Chordata; Actinopteri; Cypriniformes; Cyprinidae
Product: calcium/calmodulin-dependent 3',5'-cyclic nucleotide phosphodiesterase 1C-like
Exons: 4
Coding region: 1-696 (231 amino acids)
Source: RefSeq, a predicted model, not a curated record